Messenger RNA from Suncus etruscus (white-toothed pygmy shrew), 3307 nucleotides. RefSeq names its product contactin-3-like. Gene Ontology annotation, biological process: cell-cell adhesion; brain development. Gene Ontology annotation, molecular function: cell-cell adhesion mediator activity. NCBI's taxonomy places the organism in Eukaryota, Metazoa, Chordata, Mammalia, Eulipotyphla, Soricidae. The record is from RefSeq and is a predicted model, not a curated record.
AACAGCUUUACAUGGACACAAAACGCUGCAUCCAUUAGGAUUGGACAAGCCUUCCUGUUGCUCUUGGCAAUUAAAGAUGUUGUUGCCGUGGCGACCAUGGAUGCUGCUUCCCCUAUUUGGUUGCCUUGGAGGUGACCUGCUCUUUCAAGGGCCGGUGUUCACCCAUGAGCCUGGCAACAAUAUGGUCCCCGUGGGCUCAGAAGACAAGACCAUCACGCUGAGCUGUAAAGCCAGAGGCAGCCCUUCCCCACAAUACAGAUGGCAACUGAAUGGCACUGAUGUGGACCUUAGCCAGAAACACCGCUACCAACUGCUUGGAGGAAAUCUCAUCAUUAUCGGCCCCAACCACCACCGGGAUACAGGCAGCUACCAGUGCUUUGCAACCAACUCACUGGGGACAGUAGCUAGCAGAGAGGCCAGACUGCAGUUUGCCUACCUGGAAAUAUUUCCCAGCAAGGCACUGCGUGCAGUGUCAGUACGAGCAGGCCAAGGUGUUGUGCUGCUGUGUGGACCCCCACCACACUUGGGAGAGCUUUCUUACUCAUGGAUCUUCAAUGAAUACCCAGUGUUUGUGCAGGAAGAUAAGCGAAGGUUCAUCUCACAGAAGACUGGCCACUUGUACAUCGCCAAGGUGGAGCCAGGGGAUGUGGGUAGCUACACAUGUGUGGUGACAAGUGUGGUGACUGGCGGCCAUGUGCUGGGUCCACCCACCUCACUGAUACUCCGUGCUGAUGGCGUGAUGGGGCAAUAUGAACCGAAGAUUGAGGUGCAGUUUCCAGAGACACUGCUGGCAGCAAAGGGCUCCACUGUGAAGCUGGAGUGCUUCGCCCUCGGAAAUCCUGUUCCUCAGAUUAGUUGGAGAAGAAGUGAUGGACUCCCCUUAUCCAGUAAAACCAAACUGCAUAAGUUCAGUGGAGUUCUGGAGAUCCCCAGCUUCGAACAGGAAGAUGCAGGUUUCUACGAGUGCAUGGCUGAUAAUGCACGGGGCCACAAUGUGGCACGUGGGCGCCUCAUUUACUAUGCCAAGCCACACUGGGUUCAGUCAAUCCACAAUGUGGAGGCGGCCAUUGAGGACAGUCUGCACUGGGAGUGCCAUGCCAACGGGAAGCCCAGGCCCUCAUACCGCUGGUGGAAGGACGGGGCAGCUCUGGCACUGGAGGAGAGAAUUCAGAUUCAAAACGGUGCCCUGACCAUCUCCAACCUGAGCAUGGCUGACUCUGGAAUGUUCCAGUGCAUUGCAGAGAACAAGCAUGGCCGUGUCUAUUCCAGUGCCCAGCUCAGGGUUGUGGCCUCUGCUCCCAACUUUUCUGAGACACCGAUGAAGAAGCUGGUGCAGGUGCAGGCAGGCAGUGAGGUCACCAUGUUAUGCCAGCCUAGGGCUGCCCCACAGGCACACACCUCCUGGAGCAAGGGGCCCCGGAGACUGCGUGAGAACCACAGAGUUGUUUUCCUAAAGAAUGGAGGACUCAGAAUAGCCAACGUGACUCAGUCGGACACUGGCACUUACACCUGCAUAGCAGAAAAUCAAUUUGGGAAUGCAAAUGGCACGACUCAGCUAGUAGUCACAGAGCCAGACGCAUCACUGUGGGCUCCGUCCAACCUAGAUUGUGUCAGUGGGUGAGAAAGUGUGGUCCUGCCUGCCAGGUACAGUCAUGAUCCCCAGCUGCACCUUGUCUUCUCCUGGUACUUUAAUGGGAACUUGCAGAUCUCCAGAAGCAAUUCUAUGCACUUUGAGAGAAUUGGAAGGGGUGAUUCAUCAGGUGAUGUGCUGAUCAGGAAUGCACAGCUGAAACAUAGCGGGCAGUAUAUGUGCAUGGUGCAGACAGAAGUGGACAGUGUCUCGUCUACUGCCAACAUCAUAGUGAGAGGUUCCCCGGGGCCCCCUGAAAAUGUGACUGUUGAAGAGAUCACAGAUACCACAGCACAGCUCUCCUGGAAAGAAGGUGCAGACAACCACAGCCCCAUCCUAUUCUAUGUUGUGCAGGCACGCACUCCCUUCUCUGUGGGCUGGCACGCCACCACCACAGUGCCUGAUCUCAUUGACGGGAACACACACACAGCCACUGUAGUGGAGUUAGACCCAUGGAUAAAAUACGAGUUUCGAGUGGUAGCCAGUAACAAACUCGGAGAUGGAGAGCCCAGUUUGCCCUCAGAAAAAGUAAGAACUGAAGCGGCAGCUCCUGAAGUGCCUCCUUCUGAAGUCAAGGGAGGUGGUGGGAGUCGGUCAGAGCUGGUGAUAACCUGGGACCCUGUCCCUGAGGAGUUGCAUAAUGGGGAAGGCUUUGGCUAUGUCGUGGCUUUUCGCCCCUUGGGUGUCUCCACCUGGAUCCAGACUGUGGUCACCUCUCCUGACACCUCACGCUACAUCUUCAGGAAUGAGAGCAUCCUGCCCUUCUCGCUGUAUGAGGUGAAAGUGGGUGUUUACAAUCACAGAGGGGAAGGCCCCUUCAGCCCUGUGGCGACCGUGUUCUCUGCAGAAGAAGAACCUGCAUUAGCUCCAAGCCAUGUCUCUGCCCACAGCCUGUCUUCCUCAGAAAUCCAGGUGACCUGGAGUGGAGCCCCCUGGCAGUCGAGCAACGGGCAUCUUUUGGGCUACGAGGUGCAAUACUGGAUUCCUGGAGAUGAGGCCACUGCCAGUCAUAUGAUAGUGGCUGGGAACAAAACCUCUGCCAUUCUCCAUGGCCUGAAGAGCCAUACACCCCACCAUGUGGCUAUCCGUGCCUACAACAGUGCUGGAGCUGGGCCCUUCAGUGCUGUAGCUAAUGCCACCACGAAGAAGACCCCCCCCAAUCAGCCCCCCAGAAACAUGGUCUGGAACAGUACUGGAUCUUCUGUUCUGCUGAACUGGGAGAGGGUACAAGCAGCAGAGAAUGAGUCCGAGGUCAUAGGCUACAAGGUGUUCUACAGGACGAGCAGUCAGACUACAGCACAGGUGCUCAGCACCAACCAAACCUCAGCAGAGCUGCAACUGCCCAGUAUGGAGGAUUAUAUCAUCCAGGUCAAGGCCAUGACAGCUGGGGGUGAUGGGGUCAGCAGCGAGCAGAUCCGAGUACCAGGAAUCAGUCGUCCUUCUGUGCAAGGCUCUACUUCAGCCAUGGCGGACGCCUGCCCUGUGAGCCACUGCGUGCCACUGCUACUCUGUAUCCUGCUCAACACUGUGGGGCACUAGGUAGCUCUCACAAUGAUGGGAAAGACAGCUGGAUUGCAAAAACAGUACUUUCAUGAAAUGCAGUAAUGAUGCAUGCUUUUCCAACUAUAUCUUCAACUUUCUAUAUAGUUAAAUUGUGAAUACGAUUUGAAGUCCUUU